Molecule: messenger RNA, 2554 nt
Organism: Nicotiana attenuata
Lineage: Eukaryota; Viridiplantae; Streptophyta; Magnoliopsida; Solanales; Solanaceae
Exons: 9
Coding region: 58-2151 (697 amino acids)
Molecular function (GO): protein binding
Source: RefSeq, a predicted model, not a curated record
UCAAAGCCGUUUGAAGAGAGAAACAGAAACAGAGAGAGAAAAUAAGGAGAAAGAAAAAUGGGUAAGGCAGAAACAGUAACAGCACAAGUAGAAGCAACAGUGCCGACGGAAAUGAAGAGAAAGAAGAAGAAAGGCCGUCCUUCACUUUCAGAUCUCAAUAAACGUGACAAUAAAACUUCCAUUUCUACCCCUCCCCGCCGAUCCACUCGCCGGAACCCUAAUUCUCCGCCACCGGACUUCAUCGACGACGACGACGAACGUAAAGAGAAGAAAGUCAAGCUCGUUGUCCGUUUGCCCCAACAUUUUCAACAAAAUUCGUCCUCUGCCAAUUCACUUUCUGAUUCCGACGCCGAUGAUAACGAGACUUCUGUUAAAAGACAGAAAAUUGACGCCGUAGAUCUCAGAUCUGAUGACGCUGUUGCUGAUCAGGGGGAAAAGCUUUUGAAAGCGAUGGACACUUCAAAUGGGUCGCCACUGGUGUCUGGUCCCACAACACCUUUGCCAGACAAAAAGUUGUUAGUGUUCAUUCUUGACAGACUUCAAAAAAAGGACACUUAUGGUGUGUUCUCCGAGCCCGUUGAUCCGGACGAGCUACCUGAUUAUCAUGAGAUUAUAGAACAUCCUAUGGAUUUCGGAACCUUGAGGAAGAAACUUGAUGAAGGACUCUACUCAAACCUGGAAGAGUUAGAGGCUGAUGUCUUCUUAAUAUGUUCAAAUGCAAUGCAGUAUAAUGCCCCAGAUACUGUUUACUUUCGGCAGGCACGAUCUAUUCAAGAUCUAGCAAAAAGAGAUUUUGAUAAUUUGAGACAUGAAGGGGAGGAUGGUGAGUUGCAACCUAAGGUUGUUCGCAGAGGCCGACCCCCGAGCAAAAAUAUUAAGAAGUCUGAGGAGAGUUCUCCGCCCCCAAGCAAAAACCUAAAAAAUUCUGUUGAGAGUUCACCCAUUGAUUGUAUUGGUCCUGAGCUUUCUUCAGGUGCCACUCUUGCAAGUGCAGAGGAAAAAGUCAAUGGAUCUAACUCUUACAAUCUACGAAAGGGACCUAUGCUUUAUAAGUUCCGCUCUGUUGAUACAUCCUCGACAUUUCGCUCUCGCAAUGGUGAAACUCAUUCUGAAUGGUCGAUUGAUUGGAAUAAUGAAUUUCCAGCUUCCAUUUUGAGGGCUGAUAUGAAGUAUGGAAAGAAGCAUUUUUCAGUUGAUGAAAAUAGGCGUGACACGUACGAACUACUCCAUCCUUCAGCUUCUUGUGGUGAGGCAUCUUUGUUGUGGAAUGCUGAUGGAGACCUAAAGCGGUUAAUGGCAGUAGGUAUUCACUUCGAGCAGCAUGCAUACGCUAGAAGCCUUGCCAGAUUUGCUGCAAAUCUUGGGCCUGUUGUCUGGAAAGUAGCUACUAAGAAGUUAGAAACUGUUUUACCUGCUGGAGUUAAGUUUGGUCCUGGAUGGGUAGGAGAAGGUGGAGGAUCUACACAACCGUCAACCUUUCCAUCUCAGAACAAAUCAUCAGACAGCUUGGCAGCUGAUCACCAUUCUGGUAGAGCCGUUACACCAUCUCUUCCAGGACCGAGUUCUGCUGUCAUGUGCAGGCCUACUGGUGAAAUUGUUGAAGCUGCGAAGACAUUGAAUAGCCAAAAUGAACUUGCACAGGGUAGUGGCGGCUUUUCCUGUGCAAAUCCUGCAUCUACCUCCCAGGCCCAGCAAAAACAUUUCCUUAACCCAAGAAAUGGUUUCAAUGGUAUGCUUGGUUAUGGUUUGUCUACGCAAAUGGAGGUAACAAGGUUGUCCCUGCCGAAAGGUCAACCGGGCCUACAAGAGGCCUCAAGGCCUGGUCAAGUGCUUGGAACAAUUCCUGGAAGAGAUACUUCGUCUCAUCGUUCACCUUCAGACCAUGUCUCUUCUCUUGAGAAUAGUCUGCGGGAAACCUGGACUACAUUGCAUUCUGGGAAUUUAGCACCAGGUAAAAAUCUUGAUUUUCGUACAGAGCAGAAUGUGAGGCUUUCUGGUGAUUCACGGCCUGCCUCUGUAUCUUCGGGGCAGUAUAGGCAAUCUCUUCCUAUCCCUCCCGACCUGAAUGUCAAAGUCCAAACCUCAGGCUCCCCUAGUUCUAGCAUACAAGUUGGAUCGCCACAGCAGCCAGAUUUAGUGUUACAGCUCUAAUUUUUGAUAAGCCCUUUUUGCUUUUGAACCUAGUGAAGUAGAUUAUUCAGGUUUACAGAGUAACCUAAAAUGAGGGCUUAGUCAUGGUAGGGAAAUUAGGAAAUGCUUGUACAGAUGAUGUAUCCAAUUUUUUAGGAUUGAAACUAGGGAAUAUCUAUGUAACAACAUUUGAGAAUUUGAACCCAUGAUUCAAAUAGAAAAAGUUAGGGUAGAGGAAGGGACUUGGUUGGCUGUGAUCCGAUUGCAGAAGCCGUGUCUGCCAUCUGUGAAUCAAUUAGACUCCUAUCCAUGACAACGAAUCUUUCUUAGGCAGAUGAUAUUGGAUAUACUGACCAAAAUGUAUACUUGUAUUCUCAUGUAAUUUUGUCGUAAAUCAAACUGAUAUUAGCCUUUGAACUUCCCA